This is a messenger RNA of Acaulospora morrowiae, 596 nucleotides long. NCBI's taxonomy places the organism in Eukaryota, Fungi, Glomeromycota, Glomeromycetes, Diversisporales, Acaulosporaceae. The record is from the annotation of a GenBank genome assembly.
AUGGAGAUCUCGCAAAGAAUGUACUCACCAAGUGAUUAUUGUGCCGCAUCUUCCAUCAUACCGUGUCAAAUGCGUCAAAAACUUUACGAUCUUUCUUUGAACUUGCGCGUAUAUGUUUUUGACAAGGAUAUCAUGAAAAUUUUGGAGGAAGAAGUCGAAAGAAUGUUUCUGAGCGUCGAUGAACUUGAGAAGGUCAUGCACAAGCUUGACACCCAAAUCGCGGAACUCGACGACGACGAUCUUUUGAUGACAGCAGUGUCUUUAACAGAGGCUGAUCACUUGGACGAGACUUUUGAAUCUGACGAAGAAAUUGACUAUUGCAUGUCUGAACACGUAUAUCCCGACGGCGAUGACGGUUCAAAAGAUAGGUUCAACACGUCAAAUAUCAAUAUCUGCGCAAAUUCGAUGGAUCCCAAUUGUGUCACGUUAAACAUCUGGAACAAGAACGAUUUCCGAUUUAACUUGAUGGAAAACGAAUUGCACGACAUUCACCGAGAAGUGAUCUUCCUGAUCAGGGAAAUGGAGGAAAACAUGGAAAGACUAGAGAGGAUCAUGAAGAAAUUUAUGAUAUCGGGUCCUCAAUCACAAAAUCAAAA